Daucus carota subsp. sativus is the source of this 2126-nucleotide messenger RNA. Its product is annotated as cell cycle checkpoint protein RAD17. Gene Ontology annotation, molecular function: DNA clamp loader activity; chromatin binding. The record is from RefSeq and is a predicted model, not a curated record. NCBI's taxonomy places the organism in Eukaryota, Viridiplantae, Streptophyta, Magnoliopsida, Apiales, Apiaceae. The transcript is spliced from 12 exons. Gene Ontology annotation, biological process: mitotic DNA replication checkpoint signaling; DNA damage checkpoint signaling; DNA repair. The coding region runs from base 176 to 2008 and encodes 610 amino acids.
AAGUAAGCUUCACUGAAACGAAACCCACCCACGAAAAGAAAAACGAAAUAUAAAAAACCCCGCGUUUUUGACACCGCCAAAACCCUAGUCCACUCGUACUCAUCCUCAAAAUCCCCAAAUUUAGAAAUGAGGUCGUAACAAUUAUCUAGCACUCUAAUUAAGAGGCGUGUUGAGAAUGGGUAAACGAAGCAAACCAAUUGUUGUUGUUUCUUCCUCAGAUGACGAUGACGAUGAUUUUCAACCUCAACGACGCAAUCAUACUUUCAAAUCAUCCGCACAAUCUUCAUUUUCGGUGCCGCCUCCCAGGAGAUCGAAAAAACAGCAGCGUCUUUCGAACUCGUGUUCCAAAUCGCGGACCGAUUCUAAUCCUUUUGAUCAGGUUAAAUUGUUUUGUGAGGGAUUCGAUGAUGGAUUCACUGGGUUUCACAUAUUAGCUGACAAAAGGAAUCAAAAGAAAGAAUUAUGGGUUGAUAAAUACAGGCCUCAAUCUUUGGAGGAGCUUGCUGUUCAUAAGAAGAAGGUUGAAGAAGUGAGGAAGUGGUUCGAGGAAAGGUUGAAUAGAGCGAAGCAAGAAAACUAUAAUCAUGCACUCCUCAUAACCGGGCAAACUGGAAUUGGAAAAUCUGAAACUGUCCGCGUGAUUGCAUCUCACCUGGGAGCCAUAUUAUGUGAGUGGAAAACACCCACACCGACAAUUUGGCAAGAGCAUGUGCAUAACUCCGGUUCAGGGAUCCGCUACACAUCAAAACUGGAUGAAUUUGAAAACUUUGUCGAAAGAGUUAGAAAAUAUGGAUUAAUUCCUUCUUCUGAUAGAAAGGGAUCUCAAAAGACACAUAUUCUUCUAAUUGAUGACCUGCCAGUGAUAAGCGGAAAAGUUUCUUAUGAAAGACUUCGUAGCUGUUUGCAUCUUCUUGUGCAAUCAAUUCAUAUUCCAACAGCCAUAAUAGUGACUGACUGUGGUCAAUCGGACUCAGCAGAUUACUCCAUGCGCUGCUGGGAAGAGCUUCAGUUGUCUAUUCAGAGUGCGGGGGGAUGCAAGGUGGCUUUUAAUCCAGUUACUGUUAACUCGAUCAAGAAAACGCUUUCCAGAAUUUGUAGAGAGGAACAUAAAACAGUGACAGCAGAACAAAAUGAUUUAAUAGCAAAAGCCAGUGGAGGUGACAUUAGGCACGCAAUUUUAUCUUUACAGUACUUUUGUCUGAAACCAAAUCCGAUGCUUUCUUUAUCUUUAUCCGAUGGUACCCCAACCUAUUCAGAAGAAAGAUCCAAAAUGUAUGAUGGAAAUUCAUUACCUUUUGGAAGAGAUGAAACCCUCUCUCUUUUUCAUGCCUUGGGAAAAUUUCUCCACAAUAAAAGAGCACCACAAAAUUCUGUUGUAUCAGACAAAGACACCUUCUGUUUAAAAGAGCAGUUUAUAAGGUUGCCAUUAAAUAUGGAUGCUCCAGAAAAGGUUCUUUGUCAAGCACAUGGACAAGCGAAGACUGUUACUGAUUUUCUGCAUGAAAAUGUCCUUGACUUCAUCAAUGAGGAAGCGAUAAAUGAUGCAUGGACUGUCUCCUCCUACUUGAGUGAUGCUGAUACUCUUCUUGCUUCACUGAAUGGACUGCUUCUACGAAAUUAUGAGGCUAGUAACAUUGUACAGUCUGCUGCUGCUUCAGUUGCUGCUCGAGGUGUGCUAUUUGGGAACACUCAUCCUUUAUCGUCAAGGUGGCACGCUGUUCGCCGACCAAAGAUGUGGCAGGUUGAGAAAUCAAUGUGGCAUAAGAAGCGUGAGAUGGUUAGCCAGAGAUCCGUCCCUUGUAAUGGCAUGAACUUAACUGAUUUUUCAGUAAUAACCACGGAAUGGAGACCUUCCCUGAAAUGGCUUGGAUUUGAAGAAUCUCAUUCAGAAGAUGUCCACAGAGUGACAAAAGAUGGAAGCAUGGUGCAGGAUGACGGAUAUGAUGAUCCCAUGUGUAUUGAUGAGCAAACCACUCAGACAACUGAUGAUGAGAUUGAGGACUGGUAAAACUUACAUAACUCAGAAUGACAAACUUUACCUAGUCAAUGGUAGGGUUCUUAUUUGUAAAUUGUGUAAAUCCUGUGUAUAUAUAUGUUAAAUUGAGUAUUAUUUUUUUUGUCGGAAA